UAAACCAUGCAUUUUUCAGGCUUUCAUAGUUUCAGAAUAACCUCGACGCUGUCAGAUCUGCUGCUGUAAACCCACCAACUCAAGUCUCUCUUCCAUUUCUGCUGUCUUCUCCAGCCUUCUCUCUGUAUAAACAGAACCCACCUUCGAUUUCACUCGUGUAGUCUGUUCUCUGAGACUUGUGACAGUUGACUUUUCUCCUUCGAGCUGCGGCGAUGGCAGCGAGAACUGUUUCUCUGCAAUUCUCCCCCCUUUCUUUCUCAUCAUUAACUCGCCGCCCAUUUCCGCAUACUCCAACCCGCUUUUUCACUGCGCCGAUUGAUCGUUGCACGAGGCAAACCAAUGUCUCAUUAAUGAUCCAUGGGGUUUUUACUGCUACUGGCAGUGGCGUGGCUAAUGCUCUGCCAAGUGUUUGUAAAAAUGCAAGCCCACCCAUAGCGUCAUUUAAUGAGUUGAUCGAAUCGUUGAUCGAUCGUGUGGAUUUAUCUGAGGCUGAGGCUGAAGCUUCUCUUGAAUUUUUGCUGAAUGAGGCCAGUGAGGCGUUGAUUAGUGCUUUUCUUGUUUUAUUGAGAGCCAAAGGAGAGACUUUUGAAGAAGUUGUGGGAUUGGCAAGGGCUAUGAUAAAUCAUGCCAGGAAGGUAGAAGGAUUGGAUAAUGCAGUUGACAUUGUUGGAACAGGCGGUGAUGGUAAGAACACGGUGAAUAUUUCAACUGGGGCAUCAAUCAUUGCUGCAGCUUCUGGGGCAAAAGUAGCAAAGCAAGGAAAUUAUUCCAGCUCUUCUUCAUGUGGAAGUGCUGAUGUUUUAGAGGCACUUGGUGUGGCUAUUGACUUGGGACCAGAGGGUGUAAGAAGAUGUGUGAAUGAAGUAGGAAUUGGUUUCAUGAUGGCCCCAAAGUAUCACCCUGCGAUGAAGAUUGUCAUACCCGUUAGAAAGAAACUCAAAGUAAAAACUGUAUUCAAUGUAUUGGGCCCUAUGUUGAAUCCUGCAAGAGUACCUUUUGCUGUUGUCGGUGUAUACAAUGAAGAUCUGGUAAGUGUUUUCUGAUGAAGUCUUUAAUUU
Molecule: messenger RNA, 1058 nt
Organism: Carica papaya (papaya)
Lineage: Eukaryota; Viridiplantae; Streptophyta; Magnoliopsida; Brassicales; Caricaceae
Source: RefSeq, a predicted model, not a curated record